This is a messenger RNA of Ramularia collo-cygni, 1974 nucleotides long. Its product is annotated as probable GTP-binding protein CRFG/NOG1 (ODN superfamily). NCBI's taxonomy places the organism in Eukaryota, Fungi, Ascomycota, Dothideomycetes, Mycosphaerellales, Mycosphaerellaceae. The transcript has 2 exons. Gene Ontology annotation, molecular function: RNA binding; GTP binding; GTPase activity. Gene Ontology annotation, cellular component: nucleolus. Gene Ontology annotation, biological process: ribosomal large subunit biogenesis. The record is from RefSeq and is a predicted model, not a curated record. Bases 1 to 1974 code for a protein of 657 amino acids.
AUGAAGGUCACUUGGAAAGAUAUCAGCGCGGUUCCCACCUCCGCCGAGUUCUUAGAUAUCGUCCUUUCACGUACGCAAAGAAGGCUGCCGACACAGAUCCGUGCUGGAUUCAAGAUCCACCGUAUCCGCGCAUUCUACAUCCGAAAAGUCAAGUACACGGCCGAGACGUUCGCAGAGAAACUCACGGCGAUCCUGGACGGCUUUCCGCGUCUUGCAGAUAUCCAUCCGUUUCACAAAGAUCUGCUCAACACCCUCUACGAUGCGGACCACUUCCGAAUCGCCCUCGGCCAGUUGAACACAGCAAAGGGCCUGAUCGAGACGGUCUCGCGCGACUACAUUCGUCUGCUCAAAUAUGGCCAGUCGCUAUUCCAGUGCAAGCAGCUUAAGCGUGCUGCGCUGGGCCGUAUGGCCACCAUUUGCAAGCGUCUCAAGGACCCGCUCGUCUACCUCGAGCAAGUUCGUCAGCAUUUGGGCCGUCUUCCAGGAAUCGAUCCCAACACCCGCACACUGCUUAUCUGCGGCUACCCGAACGUCGGCAAAUCAUCCUUCCUGAAGAACAUCUCGCGCGCCGAUGUCGAUGUACAGCCAUACGCCUUCACGACCAAGUCACUGUUCGUUGGCCACUUCGACUACAAGAUGCUGCGUUUCCAGGCUAUCGAUACACCCGGUAUCUUGGAUCACCCUCUAGAAGAGAUGAACACCAUUGAGAUGCAGAGUAUCACUGCAAUCGCGCAUUUGCGAAGUGCAAUCAUGUACUUCAUGGAUCUCAGCGAGCAGUGUGGAUACAGCGUCCAGGCACAGAUUGCACUUUUUGAAAGCAUCAAGCCUCUCUUCGCAAACAAGCUGGUUUUCAUCGUAAUCAACAAGAUCGAUGUGAUGCGACCCGAGCAGCUCGACCCGGAAACACAGGAGCAAUUGCAGAAGUUGUUGAAGGGUGCAAAUGUCGAGAUGUUGCAAUUGUCAUGCACAACGACAGAAGGACUGAUGAAUGUGAGGAAUGCGGUCUGUGACCGGCUUCUGGCUGAGCGCAAUGCUCAGAAGCUGACGGCUGGCACCAACGCCUCGGGUGAAGUCACAGGACGUCUUGGCGAUGUUCUACGAAGAAUUCAUGUUGCUCAGCCUUUGGGUGGCAUGAAGUGGGAGGCAGACAUUCCCGAGGCUGCGCUGAACAGGAUGAAAUACGACAAGAACGAUCYCAACCGGCCUAAGCUUAUGCGGGAUGUCGAAGAGGAGAAUGGCGGUGCAGGUGUCUUCAACGUCAAUCUCAAGGACAACUACCUCCUUGAAAACGAUGAAUGGAAAUACGACAAGAUUCCCGAGAUCGUCGACGGCAAGAACGUGUACGACUUUUUUGAUCCUGAGAUUGAGGCUAAACUUGCCGCACUCGAAGAAGAGGAGGAGCGUCUCGAAGCGGAAGGUCACUACGACGAGGAUGACGAUCUGGAGGAUGCCGAGGAUGCCGACAUUGCCUUCAAGGCAGAGAAGAUUCGUGAGAAGAGAAUACUGAUCAAGAAUGACAACAAGAUGCGCAAGUCACUCAAGAACAGAGCCAUAAUCCCACGAUCGAAGAAGGCAGUGGAGCUGGGCAAGAUGGAAUCUGCGCUUCAAAAGGCUGGCUACGACACCUCCACAAUCUCCGAGCGUGCUCGUUCGAUGUCUCGUGGACGCAACAAGAGCCGCGCAGGAACCGAGGACGCCUCCGACGCCGAUGCAAUGGAUGUUGAUGAGAGUCAACAGGCACGUCUGUCACGGAGCAUCUCGGUCGCUCGUGCCCGAAGCCAGAGCGUCAGCCGCAGAGAUGAUGGUGUUGCUGAUCCAAUGGCGAGAAACAAGGCAGAUCGUUUGGCUAAGUUGGGCCAGAAGAAGAUGAACAGAAUGGCUAGACAGGGUGAAGCCGACAGGCAUACCACUGCUGCCCUUCCCAAGUGGCUUAUUGCCGGAAAGAGAGGCUCGGGCACUACGAGAAGUCGUUAA